GAAAGCAGUGACCCCGUCCUUCCUUAAAACACCAAAAAUAAAAAUGAAUUUAACAAUACCGGAAUUUUAUAAGGACAAAGUUGUAUUUAUAACCGGAGGAAGCGGAUUUUUGGGCAAAGCUCUGAUAGAAAAACUUUUGAGAUGCUGUCCAGAUCUAAAGACAAUGUACCUUUUAGUAAGGGAAAGAAAAGGCAUGAAGCCCCAGGAAAGGGUCAAACAAAUCCUGAACAACGGGAUUUUCGAUGUAAUAAGACAAAACAACCCAGAAGCCUUGAACAAAGUGGUUGCAGUUUCAGGAGACGUGAGCGCCCUACAAUUAGGCUUAAACGAAGACGAUAAAAAAUUAAUUUUGACCUCUAAUAUAGUAUAUCAUGUUGCUGCAAGUGUCAGAUUCGACGACCACAUGAAAAAGGCGACCCUGAUGAACACUCGAGGAACCAGGGAAAUCCUAGAACUGAUGCUCCUGAUGCCAAAUCUGGUGGUAGGUGUUCACGUAUCUACCACAUAUUGCAACACCGACAAACCAGUCAUCGAGGAAAAAAUGUACAGGGACCACGGAGAUUGGAGGGAAGCCAUCAGGGUUGCGGAAGAGUUCGAAGAUGAUUAUCAAGUGUCGUGUUUAACAGAAAAAUGUCUUGGUGGUUUGAAGAAUACUUAUGUCUACACAAAACAUUUGGCAGAAAACGUUGUGGAAGACUACAGUGAUAGACUGCCUUUGGUUUUGUUCAGACCUGGUGUAGUUGUUUCGACUUGGAAGGAACCAAUCGAAGGAUGGAAUGAUAAUUUAAAUGGACCUAUGGCUUUAUAUGUCGGAGUAGGAAAAGGAAUCCUGAGGACUAUAUACAGUAAAUGGGAUUCGUAUAUGGACUACAUGCCCGUGGACAUGGUCACCAAAGCCUUGGUCAUCAGUAGUUGGAUAAAAGUAGCCAAACCUGUUCCGAACGAAUUGCUACCAGUUUACAAUUGUUCAGUUUCUGGAAAGGCAGACUAUAACCAGGUGGACAUGUGCAAUGUAGGUUUUGAUGUCUUUUCCAAAAGGCCCUUAAAUGAUUGUGUAAUGCACCCUGUAGCUGAUAUUGUCUCCAACGAGUUCGAAUUCAGGAUAAAGUUUAUAUUAUUCAAUUUCCUGCCCGCCUUCUUUUUGGACACCUUGUUGAAGUUAACAGGAAGGAAACCGAUAUUGUUAAGAGUGAUGAGAAAAGUCUACAUGGCAUUGAUGGCUGUUGCUUAUUUCUCGAUUGAAAAAUGGGUCUUCAAAGCUGACAGAAUGUGGGCCCUGAAUGAAAAAUUACAUGAAUCAGACAAAAAAUACUUUUCGUACAACUUCGAUGACUUUGACAUGGAAGAUUAUGUCAUGAAGGCUUUGAUAGGUCUUAAUAAAUAUGUUAUGAAAGAACCCGAAGACAUACCGAAGGCCAUUAAACAAUAUAGAAGAAAUGAAUUGGUGUACCACCAACAAAUAGGUUUUAUAGGAAAAGCAAUCGUGGAAAUUCUUUUACGAUUAUGCGAUGUCCAAAUUAUUUACCUUUUGCUGCGUUCAAAAAAGGGCGUUGCCAUACAAGACAGACUCAACGGAAUUUUGGACAAUCCGUUGUUCGAUAUCGUGAAAAAAACCAAACCAGAAUCUUUGAAAAAAGUGGUGGCAGUACCUGGUGACGUAACAAGUCUCCAACUCGGUUUGAGCGAUGAGGAUAAAAAAUUGGUGUUGGCGUCCAAUAUUGUUUUUCAUGUUGCUGCAAGCGUCAGAUUCGACGACCACAUAAAAAAGGCGACCCUGAUGAACACUCGAGGAACCAGAGAAAUCCUAGAACUGAUGCUCCUGAUGCCAAAUCUGGUGGUUGGUGUUCACGUAUCUACCACAUAUUGCAACACCGAUAAAACAGUCAUCGAGGAAAAAAUGUACAGAGACCACGGAGAUUGGAGGGAAGCCAUCAGGGUUGCAGAAGAGUUCGAAGAUGAUUAUAACUUGGCUUGUUUGACUGAAAAGUGUCUGGGAGGUCUCAGAAAUACCUAUGUGUACUCCAAACAUUUGGCAGAAAAUGCUGUAGAAGACUACAGUCACAAGUUACCAUUAGUACUAUUCAGACCAGGAGUAGUGAUUUCUACAUGGAAAGAUCCAAUUCCUGGUUGGCACGAUAAUUUCUAUGGUCCGAUUGGAUUCGGAAUUGCAGUUGGCAAAGGGAUUAUGAGGACUACAUACACCGGUACGACUCUUUUGCAAGACUAUAUGCCUUUGGAUAUUGUCGUGAAGGCUUUGAUUAUCGCUACUUGGCAAAAAAUAGUAGAUCAGAGUCCUGGCGUUCCAAGACUUCCAGUGUACAAUUGUUCAGUUCUGGGCAAAUUAGAAACAUCUCACAAUCAAUGGCGAGAUGUUGGUUUAAAAAUAAUAAAAGACCAACCCUUCAGUGAUGUCCUUUGGUAUCCUGCCAUGAACACAUGCACCAAUGAGUUUACCUUCAGAAUACACUAUUUCUUCAAACACGUAAUCCCCGGAGCAUUGCUGGAUUGCGCUUUAAAAAUCACAGGACGCAAACCAAUGUUCGUUAAAUUGUUCAAAAAACUCUUCAUCGGUAUGAUGACCAUCGCAUACUUUCUGACCAGACCUUGGGACUUCAAAAGUGACAACAUGUGGUCAUUGACUGAUAAACUAAACCCUGAAGACAAAGACAAAUUUGCUUAUUCCUUUGAUGGUUUCUCAAUCGAUAGUUAUAUGAGACAAGCUCUAACAGGAUCCAAGUUGUAUUUGCUGAAGGAACCGAUUAAUUUUGAAAAGGACAUGAAACGACACAAAAGAUUGGCUGUGAUUUAUUAUAGUCUUUUGUACACAACGUAUGGUGCAAUUUUAUACUACUUUUUGACCAGCAAGUGGUUCAAUGGAGCUGUUAAUAAUUUUUCAGCAAGAGUAUCUUAA
Ctenocephalides felis (cat flea) is the source of this 2911-nucleotide messenger RNA. RefSeq names its product putative fatty acyl-CoA reductase CG5065. Gene Ontology annotation, biological process: long-chain fatty-acyl-CoA metabolic process. Gene Ontology annotation, cellular component: peroxisome. The record is from RefSeq and is a predicted model, not a curated record. The transcript is spliced from 24 exons. NCBI's taxonomy places the organism in Eukaryota, Metazoa, Arthropoda, Insecta, Siphonaptera, Pulicidae. Gene Ontology annotation, molecular function: alcohol-forming very long-chain fatty acyl-CoA reductase (NADP+) activity. Bases 44 to 2911 code for a protein of 955 amino acids.